ACCUUUUAUACCUUUUUGAACUCUAAUCAUAACCUAACCAUUAAACUGGAGGGCAGUUGUAAAUUAAUAGCAAUGAUGUACAAGUCUCUAAACUGGUACUAAGCCUAAACCUAACAUUAGUCCUCAAACCUGAUUAGUUGUCAUAUUAUUACAUGACUAACAAGGACCUGGAGUUUUUGAUUUUCCACUAAUAUUAUUUAAAAAAUAUCUAUUGACCCAAGUUCUGGGAAAGUUUGGUAUGGGGAAAGUAAGUUACUUUUUGUUACAGGCUAUUAUAGUUGUCAAAGAAACUGAGGUGAAUUUGCUAAGGGUAGAUCAAACACAAGGUGUACAUAAUUUAAAAAGGGCGCAAUCAACUGUUACGUAAGGAAGUAAAUAUUCUUUCUUACUGACAUUCUUACAGCCACACACUUCUAUGGAAAGGAAUAUGAUUUAUGUAGUCUCUCUUUCACAAUAAAACUAUGUGUGACGCAGACAUUUAUCACGAUUGUAAAGGUGUAAAAAUAUACUGACAGAAGCUGUGCAUAAGUCACAGUGUCCAUGCGCAAAAUCUGCGAAAAGCACCAUCUUGUGGACAGUCAUGGUUUCACUGGUUGUAGUGGGUGUAUUUCUCCUCUGUGGAACCCUGUUUCAACCCCCCCAUGUGGCAGCAUUCAAACCUCUCUUUCAGGGCGGCUCCCUCACCCAUCGAGAAAUCACUCAGUUGGCCAUCCUCCGCAAGACAGCAGAAGUGUGUCGUGACAUAGCCAUUGCGCAGGGGCGCGACUUCACACUGCCUAUAAACAACGAACUGACUCCAUCUGCUGUCCAAAAAGCCUGCUCAACAUCUUCAUCUUCUGCCCUCGCUUCCCUUGGUUUUUAUUCAGCUAUAAGUGAAACUUAUCUAAGCAACGCAGCUGUAGAUUUAGUUUUCGUACUGAGUGAGGCACAUCACGUAGAUAAUGAGGCUUUCAGUGAGGGCCGGGAUCUCAUUACCCAAGGUCUGGCUGCAGUGAAGGCCAGCGUGCAGCAGGGGAGCUAUAUCUCUGCCCGUAUCACACUGGGGGCUCUUUGCCAUACUCUACAGGAUUUCUAUAGCCACAGUAACUGGGUGGAACUGGGAAGCACUGCUCCUUUUAGCACGCUGGUCAAACCUGGGCUUCUUCUCAACAAUAUAGCAGACCCCAGCACACCAACAUGCAAAAGCUGCAUUGGGCCAAACUGUGCUGAUAACAUUCUCCCAGAAAUACUGCUGCAAAAGAAAUUAACCUCAGGAUAUUUCAGUAUUUUCUCCUCCAAAAAACCUGCAGGCAAGUGUAGCCAUGGUGGCUCUGCAGACAGGACCAGUUCAAGAGAACCCACUGGAGGCAUCAAUAAGGAUGACAUCAGUUCAGAUCACGGCUUCCUUCACCACCGUGCUGCUGAAAUAGCCAUCAGUGCUACUGUGGAAGUGCUGCAAGACAUCCGACUGGCCAAAGGCGACCAAGCUUUUCUUCAAUUGGUGGGUCUCAGUCAGACCUCAGUUCUGGCUUUUGUGAUUGACACCACGGGCAGCAUGUCUGAAGAUAUUGAAGCGGCAAAGAGAGUGUCCUUCAGCAUCAUAGACAGCAAGAGAGGAACACCAGAAGAACCUUCAGAAUACAUUCUAGUCCCAUUUAAUGAUCCAGAUUUUGGACCUCUGACAAGGACCAACAAUGCUGAUAUUUUCAAAGAGAGAAUCAAUUCUCUUUCAGCAC
Molecule: messenger RNA, 1715 nt
Organism: Labeo rohita (rohu)
Lineage: Eukaryota; Metazoa; Chordata; Actinopteri; Cypriniformes; Cyprinidae
Product: von Willebrand factor A domain-containing protein 7-like
Exons: 8
Source: RefSeq, a predicted model, not a curated record